AUGGGCACUGAGGACUACCUAACCUUAGGUUUGCCCUUUGGUACACUCCGCUUACGUUUUGGGACGUCAGCGGAGGGUGAAGAUUGUAAAGUUUUAGUUGAGGAUGCUGCCUUGGAUCUUUUGGUCUUUUUGGAGGCUUUGGAGGUCGCUGGGGGGUUUACCAACGAACCAGCCUCAGAAGGCAUUGGGGCAUCCACAGCGACCGUAUCAGCCACUUCAUCAGAAAAAAGUGCUGCCUCCCGGUCGCUGUCUUUGGGGUAUAAAGAAGAGUUUAGAGAGAAGAGUACCUCUUUUAUGUGUGCAGUGAGGCGUGCAACCAAGUGUUCAGCUGGAUGCUUUUAUAUAUUGUUUCCCACCCUCGCUAUUGGAAUUCCUUUUGGUGACUAUCAUGAUGCCUCUGUCGUCGCUCUUUGGUCUCUUUGCUCCGGCGCUGUCAUCCCAAGUGUGGCUGGGAUGGAACAUUAUGAUCCGACUAUGGCAUACUCAAUUCAGUCACCGGGUCUAAAAGGAAACCAUCCAGACAUAGUAGUAGACACCCUAUCGGUCCAUGGAUUGCGUGUGGUGCACCCCAUAAAGGUUUUCUAUUUCUACAAUGAGCUUCAUGCGUACCUUGCUUCAUGUGGAGUUUAUGGAGUUAAAGUUGAUAUUCAAAUAUAA
This is a messenger RNA of Erigeron canadensis, 657 nucleotides long. RefSeq lists its product as uncharacterized. The coding region runs from base 1 to 657 and encodes 218 amino acids. Gene Ontology annotation, molecular function: raffinose alpha-galactosidase activity. NCBI's taxonomy places the organism in Eukaryota, Viridiplantae, Streptophyta, Magnoliopsida, Asterales, Asteraceae. The transcript has 2 exons. The record is from RefSeq and is a predicted model, not a curated record.